Messenger RNA from Rangifer tarandus platyrhynchus (Svalbard reindeer), 660 nucleotides. NCBI's taxonomy places the organism in Eukaryota, Metazoa, Chordata, Mammalia, Artiodactyla, Cervidae. The record is from the annotation of a GenBank genome assembly.
AUGUCCGAGGAACGGCCAGGGAGCCACUGCGGGGAGGUGGCGCGCGAGGGAAAGGGGCGGGGGCGCGGGGAGUCUGGCCUCAGCGACGACCUCGCCGUCCCCUCCACGCAGGGAGGGGCCGCUGCAGGUGACUUCGAAACAAUUAAAACCUGUGAUGUAGGAGUCUCUCUACCAUUGGAUGAAAAUUUGACUGUGACUUCCCCUGAGACCUGUUCCAUUGGCACUGAGCCUUGGAGACCUAAGGAAGCUCUGGAUGAGGAUGGUACUAUUACCAACAAGGCAGACAUAGUUGCCUUUGGCCUUACUCGGUGGGAAGUGCUGACUUUACCUAUCCCACACACCAAUCUUCCAGAUGAUGACGACGAUGAUAAAACUUUUGAUGAAGGUGACUUUGAUGACGACGCAUACCAUGCAGCUUUGGGAACAAGGCCGCCUAUUGAUGUGGAAGAACUGGAUGAAACGUACCAGAGGGUAACUGAGCUCUUCUCCGCGUGCACUGAUGAAGAUCCUAAAAGUUGUCCUUCGGCCGCCCACACUGUGGAGGCCUCAGAAAUGAUGUCCCGUGGUCACGUCAAAUGCAUGACUACUGGAGCCUCGAGUAUGGCUCCAGCGGCUCUGUUUAUCAGGAUACAUUUAUGUAGCUGUUAUGAUGAUCCAUAA